This is a messenger RNA of Verruconis gallopava, 986 nucleotides long. RefSeq lists its product as uncharacterized. Gene Ontology annotation, cellular component: Sec61 translocon complex. The transcript has 3 exons. Bases 188 to 514 code for a protein of 108 amino acids. Gene Ontology annotation, biological process: intracellular protein transport. The record is from RefSeq and is a predicted model, not a curated record. Lineage: Eukaryota; Fungi; Ascomycota; Dothideomycetes; Venturiales; Sympoventuriaceae.
CCAGAUUUCAGCUCGUCCAUGAUAUUGUUCAAGGGACUGGCCUAAAGUGUUGCCAGCCAGAACACCUUACACGCACACGCACACACGCGCACGUACAGCACUUUACCCUCCUCCUUCACUCCAAUUGCAAUCCAUUGGAAUUUCCCCCCCCGUUCUAUCGACUCUCCAGAUCCUUGCGCCGGCCAAAAUGUCAUCCCCCCGACCAACCUCCCCCGUCAACACGGCCUCCACCACCGCUCGCCCAUCCUCGCCAAAGCCUCCUGGUGGCCCGGCGACGGCCAUCCGACGAAAGGCCGCGGCAGACUACAAGGAAAAGACCGCCAACCAGCGGCCGUCGAGCACGCGCGCGGCCGGCGCGGGAGGCUCGUCGAACACCAUGCUUAAGUUGUACACGGACGACUCGCCGGGCCUGAAGGUCGACCCGGUCGUGGUGCUGGUUCUGAGCGUAGGAUUCAUCAUCAGCGUGGUUGCGCUGCAUAUCAUCGCCAAGCUCACCAGGAAGUUCAGCUCGUAAGCGUGGAUGGGCGCUCCACUGCGUGCGGCGAGGACGGCGCAAUGUUUCUCGCCGCCCGCCAUGUCGCUUGACCGCGGACGCCAGCCGUCGGGAGGGCUCGAAGAUCCUGCGGGCGGCCUGGAAGGAUUCAGCGUACUGGUUAUUUUUCUUGUGGCUGUGAAUGCGUUUGUGUGUCUGUGUCUGUGUCUGUGUACUUGAAAUUCAGCGGCCAUGGGCGGAAAAAUGCGAGCGAGGGUUUGCAUCAUUUGGGGGGGCCAAAAAUUCUGGGAUCAGGCAUGGCGAAAGGGAGAAGCUUGCAAUCGUGCUUCUUUUACUCUACCCAACUGCGGUCGUGUGCGCGUUGUAUCAUAUCUUGUCCCACCCUGAGUAUCUUUGCAUAAUUCCGGCGUUCCGUUUUCUAUGCAUCCGGGCUUCUUCCGAUACUCUCUCUUACCUUCUCAGUUCUUUUUCUGACCUUACGAACACGGUGAAG